This is a messenger RNA of Nicotiana tabacum (common tobacco), 924 nucleotides long. Lineage: Eukaryota; Viridiplantae; Streptophyta; Magnoliopsida; Solanales; Solanaceae. The record is from RefSeq and is a predicted model, not a curated record.
AUGGUAGAUGAGCAGCAUAUGGCGGUUCAGGAGGUGGCGAUGCCCAGCAUUGCUAAUGUCACCUCCAGCAUUGUGAAGCCCAGAAUUACUGGGCACUUUGAGCUAAAACAGAGCAUGAUCCAGCUACUUCAUGCGAAUGGGCAGGGCCAGACAAACCAGUAUGGGAACACUUACAAUCCUAACUGGGGGAAUCACCCAAACUUCUCUUGGGGUGGAUACCAAGGUGCUCAAAAUCAGUACAUGCCACAAGCACCUCAACAACAAUAUAGACCACCUCACGUUGAACAACAUGCAAACUUGAUGAGUCACCUUGAGGAGAUGAUGAGGAAAUUAAUUGCUGACCAGCAGGCCCAAGCAGCAGAGAUGAUUGAGAAAUUGAUGGCUGACCAGCAGGCCCAAGCAGCAGCGAUGAGAAAAUUGGAGCAACAAAUGGGGCAACUUGCCAGCGCCCAAAAUACUCGACCAGUUGGAGCUCUUCCAAGCGACACUGAGGCUAAUACUAAGGAUUCAGAAAAGCCAGCUGAAGAUGUGGUGGCUAAGAAACCCCCACCAUUAGUUGCGAAGCCACCACCCCCAUUCCCUCAAAGAUUGCAGAAAUUGAAGGAUAAUGCCGCAUAUACAAAGUUUCUUGAUAUUUUGAAGCAUGUGAAAAUCAAUAUUCCACUGGUAGACAUCCUGCAAGAAGUGCCCAAAUAUGCUAAAUACAUUAAGGACAUAGUGGCAAAUAAAAGGAGGUUGACCGAGUUUGAGAUUGUGUCACUCACUAAGGAAUGUAGCUCAAGAAUUCAAAGCAAGCUACCUCAGAAAUUGAAGGAUACGAGUAGUUUCACUAUCCAAAUAUCGAUUGGUAAGCAUGUAGUCAAGCGAGCUUUGUGUGAUCUUGAAGCGAGCAUCAAUUUGAUGUCGCUAUCUGUGUUCAGAUAA